This is a messenger RNA of Argentina anserina (silverweed cinquefoil), 1493 nucleotides long. Its product is annotated as peroxisome biogenesis factor 10. The record is from RefSeq and is a predicted model, not a curated record. The transcript is spliced from 11 exons. Gene Ontology annotation, biological process: protein import into peroxisome matrix. NCBI's taxonomy places the organism in Eukaryota, Viridiplantae, Streptophyta, Magnoliopsida, Rosales, Rosaceae. The coding region runs from base 1 to 1185 and encodes 394 amino acids. Gene Ontology annotation, cellular component: peroxisomal membrane. Gene Ontology annotation, molecular function: zinc ion binding.
AUGGCUAGUAACAAAGCAACCGGGUCGGGCCAGCAGGCCGGGCUGGGGGGAGACGAAGCUGGCCCCAGCAGCAACCCGACCGCGGCACGCCGGUUCCCCCUGGCGGCUCAGCCGGAGGUCAUGAGAGCCGCCGAGAAGGACGACCAGUACGCCUCCUUCGUCUACGACGCUUGCCGCGACGCUUUCCGCCACCUCUUCGGUACUAGAAUUGCCGUGGCUUACCAGAACGAGACGAAGCUUCUUGGGCAAAUGCUCUAUUACAUAUUGACUACAGGGUCAGGCCAGCAAACCCUAGGAGAAGAGUACUGUGAUAUUACUCAGGUUGCAGGACAUUAUGGGCUGCCUCCAACGCCAGCAAGGCGUUCGCUUUUCAUUGUGUAUCAGACGGCUCUUCCUUAUAUUGCAGAGAGAAUUAGUUCGAGAGCUGCUAACCGCGGCAUGCUCCUUGCUGACUCCCAGUCUGAUGAAGUUUACAGCAUCAGUGCUUUGAUGAGCAAUGAAACACAGUCUUCUUCAGUCAGUCAUGCUGCGUCUUCCUCCGGACCACCGGUGUCUGUUUCAGCUCUCGGGAGAUUGAAGCAGAGACUGCAUGCGUUGUGGCUUUCUGCAGUUCGGAGAUGGCCUACGGUUCUCCCUAUAGCUCGAGAGUUUUUGCAAUUGGUUAUACGUGCCAACCUCAUGUUCUUUUACUUUGAAGGUCUUUAUUAUCAUAUAUCGAAACGCGCAGCAGGCAUUCGUUAUGUCUUCAUUGGAAAACCUUCUAACCAACGGCCUAGAUACCAAAUUCUGGGCAUAUUUCUACUGAUUCAGCUUUGUAUCAUCGGUGCUGAAGGACUACGGCGCAGCAAUUUAUCCUCUAUAGAAACUUCAGCUCAGCAGACUUUUGGUGCACACCAAACUUCAUCAGGUCGUGACUUGCUCGUGUUAAAUGAGGAAGGCAAUUUGAUAUCAGGCGAUGGGGCGAAGGGUAGUUGGGUUUCUGAUUCAUCAACUUCAGAGGUGAGCGGGAUCAGCAAAUGCACACUCUGUUUGAGCAAUCGCCAACACCCUACAGCCACACCUUGUGGUCAUGUAUUCUGCUGGAGUUGCAUUAUGGAAUGGUGCAAUGAAAAACCCGAAUGCCCCCUCUGCCGGACUCCUAUUACACAUUCGAGCCUGGUAUGCUUGUACCAUUCAGACUUCUAGGGAUAGCAGUUGAGCGGUCGAGCCACUUGUCCUGGUUAAAGAUAUCAGACAACCGUCUGUUACCGGGAAUAAUAGAUAGGUUAUGGUAGAAGAGAAUUGGGAAGCAAUGAGUUUUUAUCCCAAAUCUGUAGUCGCAACAAUCAAUGAACAAGCCAUGAGAUUGUAACAUGGUUUCCACUGAUACGUAGCACAACUUUGUAAUAUCCCUGAAGAGCAGAGGAGGGUCAAUUCUCUCUCAGUGAAAUAGUAGUCCACUACAAUAAAACUUAAUGUAAAAAAGUCACCCAUGAGACCAUGACAAAACAUUU